CAGUGAACCGGGUGUAUGGAUAUUUAUACGAGGAUAAGAUGCUUACGUGGCACUCCUUUCCUUCCCCUCCGUCUCCGUCUAGUCUUCCUUGGAAGACAUCCAAAGCUCGGCCAAUCCGAACUUGGAAGUCGGAGCUCCGAAGAGCAGUCGUAAUCUGCGCAUUGGACCGGUCGUUUCCCGCGGCCGUUGAUGAUACCCUCCGAUCACUCUCCGGUGGAAGAGAUUCGUGCUCUGCUCUGACUCCACGCAGAAGAUGACCGGGAACGAGUUCCGAUUCUUCCUCUCGUGCGACAUCAAUCUCCCCGUGACCUUCCGUGUGGAGAGCUUGGAAGGCGCUCUGCCUCGGAACAAGACUCCGAGCUCCGAGGUUGAAAACCUUGCCGAGGAGAGGAAUGCGGAGCUUUACGUGGAAUGCGCACUGUACAUUGACGGUGCUCCAUUUGGUCUUCCUACAAGAACUAGGUUGGAAUCUUCAGGGCCGCCAUACUGCUGGAAUGAACUCAUCACGUUAUGUACAAAAUAUCGAGAUUUAACUGCUGCCUCUCAACUUGCUCUCACGGUGUGGGAUGUCUCAUGUGGAAAAGAAGAUGGGUUGAUUGGUGGGGCAACAAUUCUUCUCUUUAGUAGCAAAAAGCAGUUAAAAACGGGGAAGCAGAAGCUUAGGCUUUGGCAAGGUAAAGAAGCGGAUGGAUCAUUUCCAACGUCUACUCCUGGAAAGGUCCCUAGGAAUGAACGUGGUGAGUUGGAGCGGCUGGAGAAGCUUAUGAAUAAAUAUGAAAGAGGGCAGAUUCAGCAAAUUGAUUGGCUUGACCGCCUUGCAUUCAAAUCUAUUGAGAACGUCAAAGAACGAGAGAGCAGCAGAGUUGGAAAUUCCCAUCUAUACCUGGUUGUUGAUUUCUGUAGUUUUGAGCAUCGGGUAGUUUUUCAGGAAUCAGGAGCAAAUUUCUUACUGCCUCCUCCUAUAGUCACAACAAAUGAACUUGUUAUUGUCUGGGAUCCUGAAGUGGGAAAGACAAAUCCAUCCGAGCACAAGCAACUGAAGCUGGCGAGAAGUUUGACCCGUGGUAUCAUUGAUAAGGAUCUCAAACCAAGUUCUACUGAGAGAAAGUCAAUACAGAGAAUACUCAAGUACCCUCCAACUAGAAAUUUAAGUGGAGAUGAGAGACAGCUUCUGUGGAAAUUCAGAUUUUCAUUGAUGUCAGAAAAGAGAGCUCUCACCAAGUUUCUUCGAUGUGUUGAAUGGAGUGACAUUCAGGAAGCUAAACAGGCAUUAGAAUUGAUGGGAAGGUGGGAAACAAUUGAUGUAUGUGAUGCCUUAGAGCUUCUGUCCCCUGUUUUUGAAAGCGAGGAGGUACGUGCAUAUGCUGUCAGUGUGCUUGAGCGAGCUGAUGAUGAGGAGCUGCAGUGCUACUUGCUACAGUUGGUUCAGGCUCUUCGAUUUGAGAGAUCUGAUAAAUCUCGGCUUUCUCAGUUUCUUGUGCAACGGUCGUUGCGAAACAUUGAGUUGGCCAGCUUUCUUCGGUGGUAUGUGGCAGUCGAACUUUAUGAUCCCACGUAUGCGAAGCGUUUCUAUUGUACUUACGAAAUCUUGGAAGAGAAUAUGAUGAAGUUGGGACCAAGCGUGAAUGGAAGUGAAGAUGGCUUCAAAUUAUGGCAAAGUUUGGUGAGACAGACUGAGCUGACAGCCCAAUUGUGUUCGAUAAUGAGAGAUGUAAGAAAUGUACGUGGCAACACCCAGAAGAAAAUUGAGAAGCUGAGACAGCUUCUUUCUGGUCUUCUCAGUGAGCUUACAUACUUUGAGGAGCCCAUACGAUCACCACUUUCUCCCGAUAUCCUCAUCACUGGUAUUGAACCAUCAGAGUCAUCAAUAUUUAAAAGUGCACUCCAUCCCCUGCGACUAACGUUCCGGACAGCUACUGGAGGAAGUUGCAAGAUAAUAUUUAAGAAGGGAGAUGAUAUUCGACAAGACCAAUUGGUUGUUCAAAUGGUUUCUCUCAUGGAUCGGUUGCUGAAAGCAGAGAAUUUAGAUUUGUGUUUGACUCCGUAUCAAGUGCUUGCUACUGGGCAAGAUGAAGGCAUGUUGGAGUUCAUCCCCUCGCGUUCUCUGGCACUGAUACUCUCAGAGCAUAGAAGUAUAGUAAGCUACCUGCAGAAGUUUCAUCCUGAUGAGCAUGGACCUUUUGGGAUUACAGCAACGUGCCUAGAUACGUUCAUCAAAAGCUGCGCUGGCUACUCUGUGAUCACAUAUAUACUCGGCAUUGGGGACAGACAUUUGGACAACCUUCUUCUUAGGGAUGAUGGACGUCUCUUCCAUGUCGACUUUGGGUUCAUUCUAGGCCGAGAUCCUAAGCCUUUUCCCCCACCAAUGAAACUCUGCAAAGAAAUGGUGGAAGCUAUGGGUGGAAUGGAGAGCCAGUAUUACACGAGAUUCAAGACAUACUGCUGUGAAGCGUACAACAUUCUACGAAAAUCAAGCAACCUAAUUCUGAACCUGUUCUAUCUCAUGGCGGGUUCCAACAUCCCUGACAUAGCUUCUGAUCCUGAAAAGGGAAUCCUGAAGCUUCAAGAGAAGUUCAAUUUGGACUUGGACGAUGAGGCCUGCAUACAUUUCUUUCAGGGUCUCAUCACCGACAGUGUCAACGCUCUAUUCCCUCAAAUGGUGGAGACCAUUCAUCGCUGGGCCCAAUACUGGCGAUGAUUGUGAUUUCUUUUCGACUCAGGGGCCACCAACGCCUUUGCCAGUAGGCUGCUGUCAUCAUUCCGGGCUGGCGUAACAAGACUUGCCUUGUACAAAAUCAACCUCCGGCGUCCACACAACCAACUAGUCUAUUCCUGUAGCUGUUGUCUAGUCUUGAGCGAAAGCUGCACUCGAAGUUUAGUGGUUUUACUUGGAGCAUGUCGGCAAGAAGCUGGUACAUGUACGUGCUCCUAUUGACAUGCCCUUAGGUGGUGGCCUGGAGAGAUACAUUACUGAUUUAUUUCUACCUGUGUUAUAUGUAUAUGUAUAUAUAUCUAUGUAAUGUAUAAAAGCUUACGUAGGUUAUAUGGAAUGUAUACGGUUAAUUUAAUCCUAGGCGGAGUGUCAAAAUCAAUGAAACUAAUCAAACCCUUGCAAGUGCGCCA
Punica granatum (pomegranate) is the source of this 3123-nucleotide messenger RNA. The record is from RefSeq and is a predicted model, not a curated record. Lineage: Eukaryota; Viridiplantae; Streptophyta; Magnoliopsida; Myrtales; Lythraceae.